Molecule: messenger RNA, 2374 nt
Organism: Bombus pascuorum
Lineage: Eukaryota; Metazoa; Arthropoda; Insecta; Hymenoptera; Apidae
Product: solute carrier family 41 member 1-like
Exons: 7
Coding region: 189-1739 (516 amino acids)
Biological process (GO): monoatomic cation transport
Cellular component (GO): plasma membrane
Molecular function (GO): monoatomic cation transmembrane transporter activity
Source: RefSeq, a predicted model, not a curated record
UACCAUGAAAGAGUGCAUAUAUCAUUCACAGUUCAAUAACUAGAUUACUAAUGUUUCGCAUUACAGCUGUUCAUACUUUUUCGCUGGUAACUGAAAACGCCUCCACGUGGAUGAACGACGAACGAAUAUGGAGCCGUAUUAUACGUUCAAGUUUUCGAUAGUACUGCUUGGAAAGCGAUUUAUCAAGAAUGAGCCAUGCUAAUGUAGGAAUGAAGGUGUACGCAAGUAAUUUAUCAGACAUACGACAGAGAAAAUCAGAAAAGAAAUUUCGCGUGAACAGAAUGGUGGGACUAGAUAGUGAUGAAUCACUUCGAUCGAAUAUUUCCGAUAUUACCAUGGAAGUGGAAAUUAAAACUGACGAGGAAACGGAAAGCGAUGGAGAACAUACACAGCGACUUAUACCAUCGCCGAUUGAUCAUCAAUGUAUUAACGAUGAUGCGAAAAAAUCAGUUACACGAGACACUCAAUUUAGGCAAUUCAGAGAUGAGAAUGUUUGGUCUAUAUCUAUACAAAUGUUUGUGCCUUUUCUGUUAGCUGGUUUCGGUAUGGUGGCUGCCAGUAUGUUACUGGAUGUUGUGCAGCAUUGGCCUGUAUAUCAAACAGUAUCCGAAGUAUAUAUAUUGGUGCCAGCAUUGCUCGGCUUGAAAGGAAACUUGGAAAUGACAUUAGCUUCACGAUUUUCAACUCAUGCAAAUCUUGGACACAUGGAUACAAAGAAACAGCAAUGGACUUUGAUCGUUGGAAAUCUUGCUUUAAUACAAUGUCAAGCAACCGUAGUAGGCUUAUUGGCUUCUUUAGCUGCUAUCGUACUUGGUUGGAUUCCAGAAGCACAGUUUGAUAUUUACCACGCGCUUUUGUUAUGCGCCAGUGCCUUAGUUACUGCAUCCAUAGCAAGCUUUUUGUUGAGCUUGGUGAUGGUCGCAGUUAUAUUAUUAUCCAAACAGAUAAACAUCGAUCCAGAUAAUAUAGCCACACCAAUUGCAGCUUCCCUCGGUGAUUUAACCACUUUGAUGCUUCUUUCAGGAAUAGCAUCUCUUCUAUUUAAAGCAACAGAAUAUGCACAAUGGAUAGCACCCAUGUUAAUAAUAUUUCAUGUCAUUGUCACGCCACUUUGGUAUUAUAUCGCAGCUAAAAAUCCAUUUACCAAGGAAAUAUUAGAUUACGGCUGGGCACCUGUGAUAUGUGCAAUGUUAAUUAGCAGUAUGGGUGGUUUGAUACUAGAUUAUACGGUAUCCAAUUACAAAGGUAUAGCAGUAUUUCAAUUAGUAAUAAACGGCGUUGGUGGUAAUCUAGCUGCUGUUCAGGCUAGUAGAAUAUCGACGUCUUUGCAUAAAGAUUGCCGAUUAAAUAAUCAAGAAAUACCCGUCGUUCGUUUCAACCCGUUCUACGUUUUCUGUACCAAAGGCGGACACGCAAGGACUGCUAGAGUUCUGUUAACAAUGGUAAUACCUGGUCAUUUGAUAUUUAGCUAUACCAUUAGUUACCUCCAAGCUGGUCAUACUUCCUUUACACCUAUAUUUCUCAUUGUUUAUCUGACUGCCGCUUUAGUACAGGUAGUAUUAUUGUUAUACAUCACGCAAUUGAUGGUUGUAUGGAUGUGGAUACGAGGAAUGGACCCAGAUAGUUCUGCAAUACCAUAUCUAACUGCAGCAGGUGAUUUGAUAGGAACGGCACUACUAGGAAUCGCGUUUCACCUACUGUAUGCCAUUGGAGAUGGGGAUUCCGAUGUUGGAGAUUGAUUGGAUUUUAUAUUCAGAGCUCGCGUGAGAUACCGAAUGUGUAUAGAAAAGAGAACAUUGAUGAUUUUAUGUGAUGUUUAAUUGAGUUUGAAAUAUUUCAUGCAAUUCCUAUCUUUAUACAUUGUAUUCUGUAACAAGUCAUAUUAUUAUUUCUUUUAUCCUUUGUUUUCUUCUGUUAGCUUAUUUUCUUUUUUGCCAUUUUUCGUUGUACAGUACUUUUUCUUGAUUUUGACGCAAAUGUAAAAAGUAAUGAAUAUUAUGGACGGAGGAAGGAAAGUUAUCUGAUUUUGGAGCAAAUCUUGAAUUGUUUCAAAGUCAGUCAAUCUCAUAGGCAAUACGUUCGUGAAGUUUACACGAUAUGUGAUCGAAUCGUUCGAUUCUUAAAUAUCAAUAUUUACGUAUUUUUACAUGUAUGUUAUUAAUGUAUAAAGAUACAUACUUAUCGUUUGUAUUUCUCUAUACAAUCAUGCAAACACGUAUGUACAAACGUUAAUAACAUUUGAAGAACACAGCGUUCAUUUCAAUUGCCAUUUUUAAAGCGAGCACGUCCAGCAUACCGUAUAUAACGCAACAUGCUCAACUAUUUUGUACCAAAUAUUGUACUUACUAGUCGAAAUAAAUUCGACUAAAAUAUA